AAGGCACUCCUUUUGCAGAGAGAGAGAGAGAGAGAGAAAGAGAGUGAGUUCCAGAAAGCUUUGAAGCACUGAAAGAAGAAAGAAAACUCACUGCUUCCAGAUUUCCACACUCUACAAGCCAAAGCAAAGUGAAUACUUUUCCCUGAAAAAGUUAGAAAAGCGGCCAUGGACGGGAUAACAUACGGACGCACGUCGCUCUGGUGCACCUUGCUCUGGGCAUUGCUAGUAUGCAGUGGAGCUGUGAUUGUGAGGGUGGCUCCUAAAGUGGAGGUGUUAAAAGGAGAGACUGCCUAUCUGCCCUGCACAUAUACUGUCUCACCUUCAUCAAGCAACACUAUUGUCGAAUGGUACAUUGAGGAGCAGGAAACCAGGAAGCGCGUGGCUUUCCGCUCCCAGGGUGGUGAGGGGAAAAGUGAUGACGGCACCCCUCUUACUGGCCGGGUCACUAUUGGAGAGGACUUCACCUUGACCAUCUCUUCCGUUCAACCCUCCGAUCAGCUUGUCUUCUACUGCCAGGUCACUGCUGGCCCUGCUGGGGUCGCAGAUGCUGGAACUAUGCUUAAAGUCUACUUUGCUCCUGAGAAGCCAGAACUCACAAGACCAUCAAGUCAGGCCAUUUCUGUGGGAGAGACCACCAGCUCUGAGAUUGGCACCUGUGUGACGAUGAAUGGACAUCCCCAGCCAAGAAUUAUCUGGUUCAAAGAUGACCAGCCACUACCUGAAGUCAAGGACAGGAAAGAGAAGACCUACAUGAUUCCCUCGGUGGUGAAAGAGGCUUCGGGUCUCUACACUAUCAAGAGCACUCUGUACAUGCAGCCCACCAAGGCCGACAAGGACUCUGUGUUCCAGUGCACCGUGGAGUACAGCAUGCUAGGGGACCAGAUCAAACAGAAGAAGUCUGACACCAUCACCAUCAACCUCAACUAUCCAUCUGAGAAAGCGACCUUUUCCCUUCUCAACACCAAUCAAGUCCAAGAGGGCGAUACCGUCACUAUGAAGUGUGUGACUGAUGGAAACCCUCAGCCUGAAUUUGACUUCUCUAAAGAUGGAAAAGACAUCACUGGUCAGGGUGGUCUCCUGAAGCUGGAAUCUGUCAAGCGCGCAGACUCUGGUGUGUACACGUGCAAAGCCAUAGAUUUCGAUAACUUGGAAGCUGACCUGAGUGGAACAAUCAACCUCAAUGUCAACUACAUUGACCCAGUGAAUGUGAUCCCUGUCGAACCUCAAGUCGUCAUGCUUGGAGACAAGGUGGAAUGGCAGUGUAAGACCAAGGCCUCUGCUCCGCAUACAGUUCAAUGGAAAAAGGGCUCUGAUGUGCUCUCUCAGGACGGCACUCUGUCAAUAGAGGACGUUUCCUAUGAUAAAGCUGGAGAGUACAUGUGUGUUGGAGCCGUGCCAUCUGUGCCAGGACUGACAGCCCAGGCUAGUGUCAACCUCACUGUCAAAGGAAAGCCGAUGAUUGAGACUCCCGCUGCUGGAGAGGUUGGGAAGGAAGGAGACAUGGUGACUCUGAAGUGCUCGGCCUACGGCUUCCCCGCCCCCCAGUUCACCUGGAAGCCCUCAGGAAAAGAGUCAGUGUCCGUGGAAGGUAACAAGGUGGUGAGCACCGUGACCCUGGAAGCCACAGCCGAGGUCAUGGAGAACGGGAUGACCUGCGAGGUCUCCAACGAGCAUGGAAGUGAUAGCAAGACCUUCCCUGUAUCUCUCAAAAGAGCAAUUGGCAGCUCGGCCGACAGAGCUGACAAGCAGCAGGGAGGCUCCAGCGGGGUGGUGAUAGCCGUGGUGGUGUGUGUUCUCCUGCUCCUGCUGCUGGUCGCCCUCAUCUACUUCCUGAACAAAAAGAGCAAGCUGCCCUGCAGCAAGAAGGACAAGAAGGAAGUGGCCACUGGAGAGGUGAACAACGACAUUGUAGUAGAGAUGAAGACAGACAAGGCCAACGAAGAGGCCGGUCUCCUGAACAAGAGACCGCCCCAAGAACAGUGAUGAACAGAGUCGAGGCAAGCAACCGACUCAGAGAUGAAGGGAAGGAGGACAAGUGUUAUGAAGACAACAGGGCUAAUUUUUAUUUACUACACUAGAGGAGCACUGAGGGGAACAGCAAGAGGUGGAGCAUGGAAAUGGGUUUGUUUUGGGCACAUCGGGAGGCACAGCAUGUUUGGCACUGGUUAUGCUUAUUUUAUAACUGUUGGGGGGAGUCCCCCUCCCCCCCUUUUUUUUUUUUUUCAAAGAUUGAAUCACUUCAACCCCAUUCAACUCCAUCCAUCUGUGCUCUUAGAGGUUAAAACCAUACAUGCGCAAAAUCAUAAUGUGACUCUUAUUAUCAUGGCUUCUUUUGAUUUGAACUCCUUAUCCACCAAUCAGAUCUUUGGUUGACUCCACUGCAGAGUAGAGCUGGACAGUGAGGCAUGGCUAACACAAUCCAAACGCAGUGGAAGAAUCUUUCUUUUCUGCCCCAAGUGAAACACAAAAUGCCAUUAAGCCACUGUGGAUUUCAAGGGGUGUGUGUGUGCAUGCAAGUGUAACACUGAAAAUCUAUCCUGUCUUUUAGUCUGCACUUAAAUUCUCUGCUCUCCGCUGGGUAUAUUGGGCAAAAUUAUCAAAGGCUGUCAGUCUAUAUUAUUCACCUCAGUAACAGGUGAUGAUUUAUGCUCACAACAUUUUAUCCCUUAGCACACUGUUUGGCACACAUGGCUGUUACAUUUCUGCUCAAAGAAGCGUUGUGUUUGCUUUAUUGCUGUUUGUUUAAUUGCAUUUUUGCUACCUGUGAAUGUUUUAUUUUUAUUUUUUCACUAUCCCCAAUUGGCUUUCAGUUGAAGCAGCUAAGGCAUUUAAUAACGCCAAUCCUUUCUCUAAAAUUGUUUGCUUUUUCCUAUACAGCCAAAGGGCCACCAAACAAGCAAGAUGUUACGUUGUACAAAUUUGUUCUUGCUGUUUCCAGUAUACCUGUAUAUUAUGUUAUAGCACCAAUUGUUCUCGUUUUCCUGUGCUCUCCUGUUUUCUCUGUAAAUUUAAACACUGAUUACCCCGUCUAUCCAGCAGGAGGUAUACCGUUUAUGAUGUGGAGCUUAGUGACUGUGUUUACUGAGCUGCUGGCCUGGGACCGUAAUUGCCAUCAUUUCUUACCAAGUCUUUCACAGCCUUUCAGUCCUCUUUCUCAAACCAUUCUCACCAUCACAGCGUGCAGUGGUUCCACUCAGAAAAGCCCAGUUAUCAUCAAUUGAUGGGAUUUGGUGAAAUGGUCAACAGUCUCAAACUGUUGCCUCCUGUGUUGUUUUCCCAUGACAGCAAAACAGAACUUUCAGGGGCUACGGUGAAGCAGUCACAGAUUCACCUGUUAGGAGAAAUCACUGGCACAGGUUAGCUCUAGUUUAAUACAAGCUGGGAAGGGAAGGGAAGGUAUGGGAGGGAUCGGGAUUAUUGCUGGAGUAUGUAAUGUACCUUUUAUUUUUACCAUUGAAAGACUUUUUGAGUGUCACAACAGGAGUAUUUCUGUGUUUAGGUUUGCAAUAGUGGCAUUGCCGUUUAUCCCCUACACUGUCGGCAGGCCAGAGAGGUUUUAUAGCGGGUUGACGUGCCCUUUUACUUUGUUGUACACUGGAACCAAUGGCCUUGAUUUUUAAAAAAGGUCACCUCAAACCACUAUCUUCGCCCACAAGGCUGAUUUCGAUUUUUCAGUGACUGUCUACUGGUCUUGCCAUAUUGACCGUUAGCAGGCCUGUGAUGGCAGGCGAAGCUGGACAGGUGAUCUGGGAGCAUCAUUUUUUGAUUUUAAUGUUUAAUAUAAAAACAUGUUGUGGUAUACAAGUUGGUUUUUUUUAGAAACGGGAUUCUUAAUUGUAAAACUACUGAGUUUUCAUCUUCCAAUGAUUUUCCACUUGCUGAGAGAAGAGAGAAUUUUUUUUAAAUUUAGGAUUCAUUUUUAUGAGAUAUUCUCGGUCUCAAUGCUUUAAUUCUCUCUCUGUACUGUAUACUGUAUAUUUUGUGUUACUCUGUUGUGACCUAUGUGGUGUGUUGAUGUAUCUUUUUAUUUUGUUCCAGCUGUGUAGAAUUUCUAAUGAAAAAAAAAAAAAACUCAAGAAAACCAAUCACACCUCUAUACUCUGUCUGUUUUUUUUCCAAUCCUUGCAACAGCCAAUUUACAAAAAUGCUGUUUUUGAAUGUCCUUUGCGAUAUCACUGUUAUUUUUUCUGCUAUUUGUAUGCUUUUUAAGAUAAACAAAGUUGCAUUGGAACCAAAAAAUGUGCCUGGCCAUGUGAUAAGGCAGCUGAAACACUCAACAUUAAACAUCAUCUCUAAAAUUAUAAUACACUUGACCAGAGUCUUAUCAGAAAUCAGAUUGCUUUUCAUGUAAUUCAUCCCUGUAUGUCUUUUCUUACACUUCUUAACUGGUGACAUCUAAAUUGAUUCCCAGCUUGCACAAAGUUUAAUCUCUUUGAUAUAAACUGCGUUAUGUAAAUUUCCCCUCACACUGAUUGAUCCCAUGAUUUGUUGUGACAGAACAGAAAAAUUGAGGAAGCUCAUGUUUUGCAUUGAUAACUGCUUAAAGAAUGGGCUCACUGCCGACUUCAUGAGGCAGCAAUCUCUCUGCUCACUUUCAUGUUUAGAAAUGAGUUAAAAUGAAGCCAUCAAUCAUCAGAAAAUUGCUGUGCAGCUUUGUGCAUAUAUCAGUAACACUUAGUAGAAUAGCUUUUAUCUAUAGCUUCUAUAAUCAUAAUUGGCUAUUUAAGAAUGAAUAUAUCAAAACCAAACACUAAUGAAGAAAUGGGAUGAAAAUUCCUAUAAAAAUAUAAAAUAUGCCGUUUCAUUCUCAGCAUCCCCUCCCUUUAACAGUGUGCUCUAACCUUGUACCACUUUUUGACUAUUGCCCAACACGAUGCCUCAUAUAGGCGCUCUUGUUACGGGCCUAUCAGAGCAAUUGUCCUGACACACACGCCCUGCUCGCCAGGUUUUUCCAUUAGGAAAUUAGAAGUGUCUCAUCAAUGUGACCUGGAGAAAUCGAUAUGUGCUCAGAAUACAAAGCAGCAAAGAGAGUAGUGUAAGAGUAUGGGUGGAUAGAGGGAAUUUAUGGAGAACAUAAACAGAUAACAGUGUCAGCGUCAUCUCCUGCCGAUGUGAUGGAGGGGAGGAUACAUGUCAGCAUCUUCGGGGGCUUCACACUGUAAAACCUGCAAUGAAACCUUUCGAACGUUUGCUGUUUGAGAUACUUUUCAACAUCGGAUAGGGCCACACAUUGUACUGUAUACUAUUAGUUCAAAAAGUAAUCACAUUACUAAUUACUCGACAGCAAUAGUAAUUAGUUACAUUAUUCAUUAGCUUUGUUGGUAAGUCUAAUGUGUAGAAAUAGAAAAGGACACAUUGUGGUUUUACAUGUAGCCAGCUCUUUUGGAGGUACUGAUUGUCAAUUAUCAACAGAUUGCUUAGCUCUGGUGAUCGCACACUAAAAAAAAAAACUCCCGUCCUCACAGUCAAACUGCAGGGUGGAUAGUGGAUAACUUAGCAACCCGGCUAACCAUAAUUAAAAAAUACGACAGCUUUGACUGACCAGGCGUCGCCUUUCUCCUCUUUCGGUAGAGGCUAGCUGCUACCCUGAUCCUCUGGUCCCUGCAGACCAGUCUCUCCACUGAACGCACAGUGGGACCAAACUGAUAUAAAUCCUCCAUUAAAUUCCCAGUAAGGCAGCAAGUGUAAGUGUAGGACAGUAGAUGUGGAGAAGAUUCAUUAAGUAAGUGAAGUGACUCAGUAAUGUUAUAUACACAGCUAACUAAAGUUUGCUUACAGCAGCCACUGUAAGAUACUGGUCGCAACAGACCACAUAUGCCUCCAGCAUCAAAACCCCAAAGUUUACUGAACAGAGAAAAGGUGUCUUUUAUGUUUUCACCUGUGACUGUUUGUUGGUUUGCUUGUUUACUUGUCAGUCGGUUUACGCAAAAAGUACCCAACCAAUUUGAACCAAUUUGGCGGAUCCAGAAACUCUUAUCGAUUUCCUUAACAUUGCGAGAUAGGGCAUUUUUAGCCUUGGCAGUGGUAUGCGCUCUACUGAGUGCCAUUCUAAUGGCUUAUGAAUUCAGCUCUUCAUUUGAAAAGAAUUGGAUGAUUGUGUUAUUUCCUCUUUUGAAAGUUACAAAGUCUCACUUUAUGGACAUGCUUUCUGUUAUGUUGGUAAAUUUGAUGAAUAAAUGUAUUAAAUUUAAUCAUAAGCACAGUAAAACUUGGCUUUAAGGGGAUGAUAUGGAUUAAG
This is a messenger RNA of Xiphias gladius (swordfish), 6238 nucleotides long. It is a transcript of the gene bcam, whose product is annotated as basal cell adhesion molecule (Lutheran blood group). Gene Ontology annotation, cellular component: plasma membrane. Bases 166 to 1983 code for a protein of 605 amino acids. The transcript has 16 exons. Lineage: Eukaryota; Metazoa; Chordata; Actinopteri; Istiophoriformes; Xiphiidae. The record is from RefSeq and is a predicted model, not a curated record.